UUUACGGCAGUUAUUUAGUUUAUAAUAUUUUCGCUUAGUAAUUCAUUCAAUAGUAUUUUCUAGUUAGAAUUAGAAGUGUUUAAAGUAUAUUCAUUGCAUGUAAAAUAUAUCGGCAUGCGAUGACGUCACAUCCGGUUUCGCCGCGUCUUGUGGGAAAACACCGGUUUGAAAUUAGCGCGAGGGUGGGGGCUUUCCACGAGGCUCACCUGAGCACAAGCAGUUUUGCAGGCAUGAGAAAUCACAGUGAGAGCAACGCUUUUUCACCAUAUGUUAAUGUGAAGAGUGAACAGUAAAUGGUUAAUCUUACUGCGAUCUGGUUUGCAUUGGCUGUGGUUUAUCCGGACGUUAAAUUCGGCGUUUCGUUACACCCGAAGGAGAACGUGACAGUGAAAAAGCGGCAUUAUCAGGUGUUUCAAGUGCUGCAAUGUCAGCUCAAUCCAGCAUCAAGUCGACGCCGCCCAGCGACAAGGGCAGUAAACCGACAUCAAGUAAGCCCACCCAGGCGUUAUCAGGUGUUCCAAGUGCUGCAAUGUCAGCUCGAUCCGGGAUCAAGUCGAUGGCGCCCAGCGACAAGGGCAGUAGAACGACAUCAAGUAAGUCCACACAGGCAAGAGCCAAGGCAGAAGCCGCCAAGGUGCGACUGCAUUACGCCAGACAAGAAGCAGUUUUGAAAAUGAAACUGGCCACCAGAGAAGCCGAAAUCCAGAAAGAAAGGGCCGCCAGAGAAGCCGAAGAGGCUGCCAGACAAAGAGAAGAGGCCGCCAGAGAAGCCGAAACCCAGUUGGAAAUGGCAAAAAUAUCGACAGAGUUGCAAGUGCUGCAGCUAGAAAGAGAAGAAGCUGCUGCCAUGGCGGAAGCAAAGUACAUAGAAGAAGCUGAAGGGUCGCGUGAUCUGACCGCAGCUAGAUCUACUUUAGAAAGGACCAGACUGGAACGCACAAGCGACUAUGUACAAUAUCAAAUAGACAGGCAGGCUCGUCUCCCCUCUCCAUACGUAUUCGAUAACUUCCCCAGCUACGAGGAGCCUCAGAGAGUCACGAUUGCAUCACAUCCAUACGAGGAAGGAAAUUUACCCUCACGGCUCCGUGACGAAGUCAAGAAUGAAAGACCCGACGACGCUCCUUCACCCCCACAACAGGACGGCGGGGAGGGAGAGGUUCACUCCAGGACAACAAUUGUCAGCUCGAACUGUACAGAAGUUUGCGGUCAAACUCAGUCAAGCCGUUCUUGUUCCGAGAUCUGCCUCACUGAGGUGUACCCUAAAGAAGCACAACAAGACAUUACCAAGCGUAAAGUAACCGACGAGACGCUAGGUCAGUCAGUUUUCGUUCAAACCGAGCACGGAAACAAACUUGCACAAUCAGCUCAAGAUACCAUUUCUUUAAAACCCAAAGACACCAAGGUCUUCAGAGAUGAAGCAAAUAAUGGGGUUGCCCCAUUGCCAAUCAGAGAACCACGCCAGCGCUCACCAGAUAACAAAGAGCAGGCAGUCAAACGGUUCACGUCCUUACGGAAAACCUGGAAAAGGAAACCUGAGAUACAGCAACGCACCCGAUUGGCCCACGAGGUACUGUGCACCCUAAUGGCAGAGGUCACAGCCAUUAUAAACGCACAAUCAUUCCUACCUGUGUCUUCUGACCCAGAAAACCCCUUUAUACUUUCGCCAUCAACGCUCCUUACGCAGAAGGCAGGAGCACCUCCGCCACCAGGAGACUUUUCAGACAAAAAGCAAUGGAGACAAGUCCAGGCUCUGGCAAAUCAGUUCUGGCCUCGCUGGAGACAAAAAUAUCUACCUUCGUUGCAACAGAGACGAAAGUGGACAGAACCCCGCAGGAAUCUUCAAGUUGGAGACCUAGUCCUGCUCAGGGACAAGCAAGCCACCCGCAACAGCUGGCCAACGGCCAGAAUCACUGCUACAUUCCCUAUCGAGGAUGGACAUGUCAGGAAGAUCGAAUUGAAGACUACCGACCAAGGCGAUGUGAAAAUUUACCAAGGGCCAGUUACAGAAGUUAUUCUACUUCUACCCAAUGACUGAUUAAGAGACUAAGUUUUGUACUCUGCUCAUUGUGACCUUACGAAGGUCAAGCGGGGAGUGUGCUGUCUUUACGGCAGUUAUUUAGUUUAUAAUAUUUUCGCUUAGUAAUUCAUUCAAUAGUAUUUUCUAGUUAGAAUUAGAAGUGUUUAAAGUAUAUUCAUUGCAUGUAAAAUAUAUCGGCAUGCGAUGACGUCACAUCCGGUUUCGCCGCGUCUUGUGGGAAAACACCGGUUUGAAAUUAGCGCGAGGGUGGGGGCUUUCCACGAGGCUCACCUGAGCACAAGCAGUUUUGCAGGCAUGAGAAAUCACAGUGAGAGCAACGCUGUAAGUUAAUAGAUAAUCGAUAUAUUGAACUAAGAUGUUAAUAGUGAUCCUGUUAGAGGUAACGUCGGUAGAUAAUGUUUAUGCUUUCGUUAGUUAAAGAGUCGCGGAUAGUUUGCAUGGAAGUGUAUUUAAAGUAGUCAAUGGAGCAGGUAAACUCUCCCUGUAUACUGCACCUUAGUGUAAUGUAGUUAUAGUCACCUUUGCAAGUAUUUACACUUGAAAUGUGAUAUUAAGGAAGGAACAAAUACUGUAUCAAUCUUGUAUUGUUUUAUCAACAGUUUUCACCAUAUGUUAAUGUGAAGAGUGAACAGUAAAUGGUUAAUCUUACUGCGAU
Molecule: messenger RNA, 2693 nt
Organism: Hypanus sabinus (Atlantic stingray)
Lineage: Eukaryota; Metazoa; Chordata; Chondrichthyes; Myliobatiformes; Dasyatidae
Exons: 2
Coding region: 425-2035 (536 amino acids)
Source: RefSeq, a predicted model, not a curated record